Messenger RNA from Aspergillus chevalieri, 1755 nucleotides. RefSeq lists its product as uncharacterized. The transcript has a single exon. The record is from RefSeq and is a predicted model, not a curated record. Bases 1 to 1755 code for a protein of 584 amino acids. Lineage: Eukaryota; Fungi; Ascomycota; Eurotiomycetes; Eurotiales; Aspergillaceae.
AUGUCUUCAAUUCCAGAUGAUCCAUUUUCAGACCCCUUGAAUCCCCCUCAAUCCGCGCAACCAUUUCAGUCACUAUUUGGAGGCCCUGCCAGUCAAGAUGUGGAUCUCGAACCGUACCCAGAAAGUGAACAUGGUGCUGGCACCCAUGAAGAUCACGAUGAUCUCGACGUUACCAUGGGCGAUAUACCCAUGAUGGAUGAUAACCAGUCAGAUGCAACAUACCACGCCAGUAAUGAAGAUGACUCAGAAUCGAGGAAUGAGGCCAAUGCAUUGCCAAAGAAGCGCAAGAGGCCGGCUGUGGUGGCUAGGUCGCUUAGUCCGCCGUCGUCUCCUGAAGAGCGGCCUAAUAGAUUUCGUGGUCCUGAGUCUACGUGGAGGAGGUUAACGGCGGAAGAGCGGCGGAAUGCACAGGCUUUGGAGACGAUUCGGGCGAGGGAUCUUGCGGCCCAUCUUUACAAUUCUUAUGCGCUUCGCGUACGGGCCCGUGAAAGAGGGCGGAUGACCAUGAAGGAGGAUAAACGAGUGGAUGAAACAGAAGCAUUUGCGCCUCCCAAGGGAUGGGCGGCGUGGCCCAUGUCUGCUGAUAAGGUGCCUCGAGCGGAUGAGCGUUUCAGAAGAGAGGAGGACGCCGCAUGGACGUUAAGGAUGUCAUCUGAUCCACGGCCUAGUGCUGAUUUGGAAGAAUCGGUUAUCGCUAUGAUGCUCAAAACCGCCAAGGAGAGGUUCGAGGCUAGGGAAUGGGACCGCAAGCGCACGAUAUCCCAACCUAGAACGUCUGCUGCAGUUCGAGUUGACGCCAAUGACGAAAGUACGGCUUAUGAAGGAAGUAAUGGGGGGUAUAUGGAUGAUGACGAACUUCGACCUGUGGUUCAGGCCGAUGACGAUAAAUCCAGACGACAGUUACGGCCCCUUUCUCGAAACGUUCUCACUCAGUUCGACCAACUUCUGAUGGGACUGCAUCAUGCGCAGACAGGGGGUGCUCGAGGAGGCGACAGCUCAGCAAGUGAAAUGCAGUCAGAUACGGAGAGUAUGGCUUCAAGCAGAUCAUCUCCUAGGAAAAGAAAUCCCGGAGAGACUGAGAGAAGUCAGUCACGAGGCCGGAAACCAUCUCUUCGCUCUUCUCAACAUGAAGGGCCUCGCUCUUGCUCCAAAGUACAACAUACAUCACGCUCGCGCGGAAGGUCACUUGGUCGAGGACACGGACCAUCUACAAGUCGCCUUCGAGGCGGACGCGGUCUCCGUGAUUGGAGUGAGGUCUUGGGUGUUGCAGCCAUGAUGGGCUGGCCGCCUGCUGUAGUGAUGCGUACAGCCAAACGGUGCUCCGCCUUGUUCGGAGAAGACAUGGCAUUCCAGCAAUUCAACGAAGGAACAGUGAAACCUAUUGAGGAAGACAAAGCGCAAGACGUGCAAUAUAUGGAAAGCGAGUCCGAGUCUGAACCCGAGCCUAAAAGCCCUACUCCUCCCCGUAUAUCUCGUCAAUCAUCCAAAAAUCCACGGUCCAGGGCAUCCUCUGUCAGACAUGAGUCUACUUCCAGGCCUGCUAGUCCUGCGACUGCUGACAACGCAGAGCGCAAGGGUAAAGGGCAGCAUCGCAAGCAAGACUUGGUAUGCCCAUUCAAAUCUUGUCGCCGGCAUGUGAAUGGCUUUUCGCGGACGUGGAAUCUGAAUCUCCAUAUGAAGCGCGUGCACCCGGGUCACCGUCCGAGGACACCUGCGCCUAUUAACAUUGAUGCUGGAAAUGGGGAUGAGCAAUGA